AUGGCCGUGGUGCAGCUUGACACCGGUGCGGAGGAGCAGCAGCAGCAGCAGCAGCCAGAGAAUGGAUUCGUAUCCUCAGAAAACUCUUUGCUCACGCGUAUUGACGGGGCCGUGCUGCCGUUCCUCGGGGGAUUCGGGAAGUACCAGAAACAGAUGAUCGUGCUGACAUGGAUCCCGGCGAUAUUUAUUGGAUUCAGCCAGUACUCGGACAAUUUCCUUCUGGCGCAGCCCAACAAUACAUGCGUGCAGCCCUUGGCCAACCUGAGCAACGUGACAGGCGCCGGGCUUGCGUCGCUGCUGCUGGACGCUCCGUGGAGGAAUAGCAGUGGUGGGGCUGACGUCCAACACGCCAAUGGGAGUUUCAGAAGCGGUGGUACUGGACACAAUGACAGUGCCGGCAGCAUGCAGUGCAGGUGCAGCGAGUGGACCUUUGAGCUGCACAUUGGCCUGGUGGAGAAUGUGGUUACCAAGUGGAGUCUGGUGUGCGACUCAGCGUGGAAAGUCCAUAUCGCAAAGUUCUCUCUUCUGGUGGGGUCGAUCUUUGGAUACCUAGUGUUUGGAAUCCUCGCUGACUGGUUUGGUCGACACCCAGUCCUGAUCAUGUCUGUGCUCUUCAUGCUGGUCUUUGGUCUCACCGUGGCCUUCUCCUUCAACGUGCCCAUGUUUGCCACCCUGAGGUUCUUCGAGGGGUUCUGCCUGGCCGGGAUCAGCCUGUCCCUCUAUGUCCUCAGGAUCGAGCUGUGCCUACCCGGCUGGCGCUUCUCUAUGACCAUGGUGGCCAACUUUGUGGUGCUCGGGGGUCAGCUGCUGCUCCCUGGGGUGGCGUUCCUGUGCGGAGACUGGCAGGUGCUGCAGGCGGUCAUCGUCUGCCCCCUGCUCCUCAUGCUCUCCUACAUAUGGAUCUUCCCCGAGUCCCUGCGCUGGCUGCUGUCCACGCAACAAUAUGGCCGCUCCAAAUGGAUCAUGGGCCACAUCGCCAAGAAGAAUCGUGUGAACAUGGAGCUGGACGCAGACAACAUCCUCACAGAGCUCCAGCGCGCCCUGCAGAAGAAGCCCAAAAGAACAUGCAUCGUCAAAAUGGUGGGCACGAGAAACCUGUGGAAGAACAUCGUGGUGCUCUGUGUAAACUCAUUGACCGGGUACGGGAUCCACCACUGCUUCGCCCGCAGCAUGAUGGACCCCGAGGCCUUGGAGACCACCAUGUUUCACAACUUCUAUGCAGACUACUACACUAUGGCGGGCAUCGCUGUGGCCUCCUGCAUGGCGCUGUGUCCGGCCGUGGGUCUCAUGGGCCGGAGAGGAGGUCUGCUCAUGUUUAUGAUCAUCACGGCUUUGGCUUCUCUGCUCCAGCUGGGCCUGCUUAACUUGGUCGGGAAAUACAGCGGUCAUCUGAACAUAGAAAACUCAGAUACGAUAAACAGGAACUUCUCCAUUGCCUUCUCCAUCAUCGGCAUGUUCUCCUCCCACGCCGUCAGCAACCUGAGCAUCUUCUUCUGCGCUGAGAUCACCCCCACAGUCAUCAGGGGGGGUGGUCUUGGCUUGGUGCUGGCCAGCGCUGGCUUUGGCAUGCUCACCGCCCCCAUCAUGGAGCUGCACAACCAAAAGGGCUACUUCCUCCAUCACAUCAUCUUCGCCUGCUGCACCCUCAUCUGCAUCAUCUGCAUCCUGCUGCUGCCAGAGACUCGCUACCAGCCCCUCCCAGAGACGCUGGCGGACGGAGAGAGCUACACCAGGCAGCCUCUCCUCCCACGCAAACCCGGAGAACAGCGCCUCCUGCUGGGCCAGUCGGAGAGCAGCAGGGACUACACCCGGGUGGGAGUGGGGGAUACUCCUUUGCAUGAAGCCGCCGCCACCGCCGUCUCCACCAUGGACUCCACGGCGUCGUCUGCCGUGGAUCUGACCGCGGACGUGCCUGUGUUCCUGGAGGUGCACCCCAGUAGGCUCGCAAAAAACCCCAACGGGCACUCGCUUGCACCCCUAUCCACGCCAAUCUCCAUGGGCAAAGACGUGGUCAUACAUGCCAGUAAAGAACACUUAUUGUCUUCCACUCCGCUGCACAAAGCCUCUCGCGUUACAGACCCUCUUUUGACCAGUGCGGAGGAGCCCCCCGCUAUAGUCUUGCAUUCCCUGGAGAGGCAAGCAAACACUGAUGCUAGCAAAGUGAAUGAAACUAGCUUUUUUCCGAGCGAGGAACCGGAAGAACCUCAGCCUUCCGUCUCGCAAGAAUCCUCCUCCUCGUCCCCGGUGCCUCCUGGUUCACUGAUUAGCACCACACCCAUCAUCGAACCCCCGCCCACUUCUACACUGGAGUCCCCUGAACAGCCUCACAAUGGCCAAAUUGCACUGAAAUCUGAAGCUGCACCGACAGACGAGACCGCGCCCGCCACUUUGCAGAGCGCUCCCGUUCCUACUAUGCACGACGACGCUCCCCCGACAGACUCUGAGAACAUAAACGACGUUACAGCCGACAUUCCACAAAUCCAUUUAGAAAUAGUAGACCAACCCUCAACUGGGGAGCCCCCUUUAGUAAUUUCCCAAGAGGAAGACCCCAGCUCCUCUUGCAUUGAUGAUGUAAUUUCCUCCAAAGUGUCCCAUUCACCUCUUCCUCCACCUCCUCCUCCCUCUCCUCCACCUCCUCCUCCUCCUUCCUCAGACUCUUGCACUCCCCCGGUCUCACAUCCUGGCCCCGUCCUCCCUGUUACAGACAUUGUGAACUCUACCCCUGCGCUAGAAACAGCAACAACAACAGCUUCCAAUGCUACGGACAUUGUUCAGGCUGAUCCUGACUCAGCCGCUUCCUUAGAUCCUCCCCUCCCAGAUUCCACACAAGAGAAUCCUUCUUAUUUUGAAAUGGAUUGCACCGUGUCCUCCCCCAUAGACUCUGGAGUGCUUUCAAUACGGGACAGUGCCAGCACAGAGGGCAGCAUUGUAGCCGGCUUGUCGACUUCUUGA
Knipowitschia caucasica is the source of this 2952-nucleotide messenger RNA. Lineage: Eukaryota; Metazoa; Chordata; Actinopteri; Gobiiformes; Gobiidae. The record is from the annotation of a GenBank genome assembly.